GCGAAUGAAAUCAUAAAUCGUUCUGCGUUCGGUGCACAUCGUUCUAUCUGGCCGACGUUGGUGAAUAGUCAUUUUUUUGUUCAGCUAAUUUUACCAUCGAAAUAAGAUAUUUAUAAUAAUUCAAAAUGCCAAAUCAAGUUUUGACUAUCGAUCCGCAAAAUGAGCUGAAAUUUAAAGUUGAUUUCUCAGGACUGUUCGAGCAGGGGUAUACUACUCACAUGCGGCUGACGAAUCCCAGUUCGGAUACAGUGCUGUUUAAAAUUAAGACAACAGCACCAAAGAAGUAUUGUGUGCGACCCAACUCGGGUGUAUUAGAGCCCAACUCUAAAGUCGAUAUUGCAAUUACUCCUCAGCCGGUGUAUCUUGAUCCCAAUGAGAAGCAUAAACAUAAGUUCAUGGUCCAAAGCGUCAUUGCUCCAGAGGGCAGAACUAACAUUGAUCAAGUGUGGAAGGAAAUCAGCCCUGAUCAGCUCAUGGACUAUAAGCUGAAAUGUGUUUUUGAAACUCCACGAGUGUCUAAUUUGAAUGAUUCCGGUGACAAUGCUGCUCAGAACGAGGUAACCAAAAAACGAGCAGCAGCCACUGAAGAUGCUAAGGUUCCAAAGGUUGCUGUCGAACAAAACUUCCUUAGCCUUCCUCAAAAACCUGAAGAAGAUGACGUAAGUUCGUCUAUUGGCGCGAAUAAGACAUUUACUGUGUUUAAGCACGAUAACUUGGAAAGCGAUUUGCAAAAGGCGACUUCGGAAGUACUUCUUCUGAGAGAGGAGGAAAGCAAACUGAGACAUGAGAACUUACAAUUGAAAGAGGAGCUACUGCGCCUGCACCAGAAAGUGGGCGAGGGUCGCGUGCGCCGGCAUUCGUACACGCCCGACAAGAACGCUCAGGCUACUUUGAUCCCUUGGAUCGCCAUCGCUAUCGGAAUGGCAUUCCUAGGUAUCAUUAUUGGCAAGUUCCUCAUGUGAACAUUUAAUAACCCUCGUUAACCCGACGCAAAACUCACCAAACGCUGUUAUAUCACUCCCAAAGGUAACCCUCUCGCACAAGGCAGCUUACAUUCAUUUAAAUGCUUCAUUAAUAUAACUGUGUUCUAUUCGAAAGCAAUACCGUUUUCGUGUCCCUCUCUCGGGCUACCACGCAAACUAUCUACUCAUGUAAUCCUUUCUUUUGUAUGGUUUAUCUUCAAAGCCUGUUUAUGUCUUAGUCUAUCCUUACUGCAAGAGGGUCUCCGACGCUAAAGCUAGUAUGUUAUAGGACGUAUGUCCACAACUUUGUGUGUCUUGUAGUCUAGCUUCGAUUACUUUAUUUUUUUAAUUCGAUUUCAUUUAACGGUACAAAAAUUUACUUAAUAGUUCUAGAUUAGUUGGUAUAUUUGUAAAGAUCUUGUGAUCUAAGUAUCGUAUUCACUAAGACAUCGUAUUUAAAGUGGAUUAAGGUAUUUUGCUAUGUAUGUUUCGAAUAUUGUGCUGCGACCGUUUGGGACACGGCGCAUUUUCUAAUAACUUCUAAAUUCUAAAUUCGAUUAAUAUUUUGGUCAAUGACUGCUUUUACUGAAAGAUGUUAAAUUCUAAGAUUAUUAACUUUGUAUGUGAUUAUUUUCAAAAUGUUUAGGUGUCUUUAAGUGAGGGUCAUGUUUUGAGUAUAUUCGUCGUGGUAUAUCGUGGUUCGUUAUGCAACUUUUUUUUAUCUGUUGGCCUCUUUUUGUACUUUGCGUUGAUGCGUGUUCAACGUAGGUACUUGUAGAAAAUCCUAUUUUAAAUUUAUCCAAUUCACCAUUUUGUAUUUGAAAUGCAUGAAU
This is a messenger RNA of Papilio machaon (common yellow swallowtail), 1795 nucleotides long. It is a transcript of the gene Vap33, whose product is annotated as vesicle-associated membrane protein-associated protein A. NCBI's taxonomy places the organism in Eukaryota, Metazoa, Arthropoda, Insecta, Lepidoptera, Papilionidae. Bases 126 to 962 code for a protein of 278 amino acids. Gene Ontology annotation, biological process: endoplasmic reticulum membrane organization. Gene Ontology annotation, cellular component: plasma membrane; endoplasmic reticulum membrane. The record is from RefSeq and is a predicted model, not a curated record. Gene Ontology annotation, molecular function: FFAT motif binding. The transcript is spliced from 8 exons.